AUGUCUAACCCUAACGAGGUGCACGAGGGCAGCAUCGACCCCGUCUCGGCGUUUCGCGACGUUGAGAAGAGCGUUGCUGUCGACUCGCAGGCGCUGCCUCCUGCUUACACCAAGGAUGAAGAUGCCUUUGAUUCCGAUGCGAAUAGCAAUUUCCAGGAAGGUGUCCAGCGCGCUAGAGCUAUUACCGCCAUCUGGUCGAAGUGGACGCUUCUCACCUUGUUUUGCUUACUAUACGUGAUCUCCUUUGUCGACUACCUGCAAAACGCAAUCGAUGCCGCCCUCAACCCAUACAUCACCUCCUCCUUUGGCAGGCACGGCCUCCUCAACGUCGGCAGCGUCUUAUCAUCAAUAAUCGGCGGCGUCGCGCCUCUCGCCCUCGCCAAAGUCGUCGACAUCUGGGGCAGAGUCGAGGGCUUUGUCGUAAUGAUCACCGUCUGCGUGGUCGGGAUGAUCCUCAAGGCAACCUGCCACACCGUCGAGCAGUACGUCGGCGCGCACGUCUUGUACUGGACGGGCCACAUUGGGAUGAUCUACGUGAUUGAAGUCAUGAUCUCCGACAUGACGACCCUGCGCAACCGCAUGAUCUACUUUGGCAUCAACGGCACCCCGCGCAUUGCGAGUACCUUUGCCGGUCCGGCCAUUGCGGACCUCUUCUACAAGCAUCUUGACUUUCGCUGGGCGUUUGGUGCCUUUGCGAUUAUUCUUGUUGGAUGUAGUGCGCCUGCCAUGGGGCUGAUGGUGUGGAUGUCGCACCGCGCCAAAGCGCAGGGCCUGAUAUCAUCUAGCCGACGCGAGAAUAACCGGUCCAUCCUCGGCUCGCUGAAACACUACUUUAUCGAAUUCGACGUCCCCGGCAUCCUGCUCAUCACCGCCGCCCUCGCCCUUCUCCUCCUCCCCUUCAGCUUGGUAGCGUACGCGCCCGACGGGUGGAAAACAGGCUACAUCAUCGCGAUGCUCGUCCUCGGCGUCGUCCUCUUCCCAGCAUUCUACCUCUACGAAGCCUACGUCGCCCCAGUGCAAUUCCUCCCCUUCAAAUACCUCAAGCAAGGAACAAUCAUCGGCUCCGCCCUCCUCUACGGCCUCAUGUUCCUGUCCACCUUUACCUGGAACGGAUACUACGGGUCGUACCUGCAAGUCGUGCACCGCCUCUCACUGAAAAACGCAAACUACGUCCUCAACGCAUACAGCCUAACCUCCACCGUCUUCGCACCUCUCAUCGGCGCCAUAAUCGCGUACACGGGGAACUUCAAGUGGACGGCCUCCACGGGUGUCCCCAUCAUGCUCCUGGGAACAGCACUGAUCAUCCCCUUCCGCUCCCCCGGAACGAACCCAGGCGUCCUCGCCCUAACACAGAUCCUCGUGGGUCUGGGCUCCGGCUUCUUCACCGUGUGCUCCAGCCUCGCAAUCAUGGCUCCAGUGACGCACCAAUACAUCGCCGUGACCAACGCGCUGGGCGGGUUAUUCGGGGGCGUCGGCUCAGGCAUCGGGCUCGCGAUUGCGGGGGCGCUGUGGAAUAACCUCCUCCCACAAGAACUGCACAACCGACUCCCCGAGUCCCAAAAAGCGAAUUCACGCACGAUAUUCGGCGAUAUGGUGCUGCAGAUGUCGUUUGCGGAUGGGACGCCGGAGAGAGCGGCGAUUGUGGAUUCGUAUGCGCAUGUGAUGCGGUUGAUGGUUAUUGCGGGGGCGGCGCUCAUGCCGCUUUGUCUGGCGAGUAUUGUUGUUUGGAAAAAUAUUAAUGUCAAGGAGGUCGAGGAGAAGAGGGGGAUUCAGACCAAGGGGACUGUUUUGUAGAGAGAUGGAGAGGGAAUCUAUGAGAAAAGAAAAAGUGGUUGUGUGUGGUGUGUUUCGUGUGUAUCCAUCCAUAUUUGGGGUAUUUGUGUCUAGAGUUCUUCUAUAGAAGAUAAAAAUAACAUAAAUAAUGAUUAUGAUUUCC
Molecule: messenger RNA, 1936 nt
Organism: Aspergillus calidoustus
Lineage: Eukaryota; Fungi; Ascomycota; Eurotiomycetes; Eurotiales; Aspergillaceae
Source: the annotation of a GenBank genome assembly